AUGAGUGUUCGGGAAUAUAGCAUGCAGUUCAACUCUUUGGCUAGGUAUGCUCCUACGAUUGUUGCUGAUAUGAGUGAUUUGGUACACCAAUUUGUUAGUGGUCUGAGGGUACACUUGAUAAAUGCGUGCAUUACAGCUUCUCUAAACCAAGGAAUGGAUAUUUCCCGUAUUCAAUCAUAUGCACAGGAUCUAGAGUAUCGCAAGAGGCAACAACGAGCCAAUCGAGAGCAUGAUAGAGCCAGGUCAUAUUAUGAGACAUUUUCCGAUGACAGUGGAGGGGGUAUGGCUCAGCCGACGGCAUCUGCAGGGGCUUCUUCUUCUUUUUCGGUAUGUCAUCCUAGGCAGAGUAUGCAAACAUCAGCUGGUAGGGGUAGGGGAAGAGUUGGAACUUCUAGUCCAGGAGAUCCUGGUUCUACAUUAUCAUAUAUCUCCCCCUUCGUUGCUAGUAAAUGGGAUAGAGAGCUUGAAUUGUUGCAUAAGUCAUUUGAGGUAUCUACACUAAUGGGUGAGUCUGUUGUAGUUAGACGGUUAUAUCGAAGUUGCGAUGUGAAGAUUCAUGACCGCCAUACGUUAGCUGAUUUUCAUGAGCUAGAAAUGGUUGAUUUUGAUAUCACUAUGGGUAUGGACUGGCUGGCUUCUUUUUAUGCCAAUGUAGAUUGCUGGACAAAGAUUGUUCGUUUUAAUUUUCCAAGUGAGCCUAUUAUUGAAUGGAAAGGUGAUGCUGCAGAGCCUAAUGGGAAGUUUAUUUUUUACCUUAAAGCUCGAAAGAUGAUUUUGAAGGGGUACACCUAUCAUUUGGUACGAGUGCAUGAUAUGGAGGUGAAAUCUCCAACCCUUCAAUCGGUUCCCGUCGUGAAUGAAUUUCUUGAUGUAUUUCCUGAUGAAAUUCCUGGUCUUCCUCCCGAAAGAGAAAUCGACUUUGCUAUUGAUGUGCUUCCAGAUACUCAGCCAAUAUCUAUUCCUCUAUAUAUAAUGGCUCCUACUGAGUUAAAAGAGAUGAAAACCCAAUUGAAGGAUCUUCUGAAUAAGGGCUUUAUCAGGCCCAGUAUUUCCCCCUGGGGUGCACCAAUGUUGUUUGUUCGUAUGAAGGACAGUUCGUUAAGAAUGUGUAUUGACUAUCGUCAGCUCAACAAAGUGACUAUCAAGAACAA
Messenger RNA from Nicotiana tabacum (common tobacco), 1151 nucleotides. Lineage: Eukaryota; Viridiplantae; Streptophyta; Magnoliopsida; Solanales; Solanaceae. The record is from RefSeq and is a predicted model, not a curated record.